Molecule: messenger RNA, 426 nt
Organism: Aspergillus alliaceus
Lineage: Eukaryota; Fungi; Ascomycota; Eurotiomycetes; Eurotiales; Aspergillaceae
Exons: 2
Coding region: 1-426 (141 amino acids)
Molecular function (GO): iron ion binding; oxidoreductase activity, acting on paired donors, with incorporation or reduction of molecular oxygen; heme binding
Source: RefSeq, a predicted model, not a curated record
AUGGCCGAAGUUGCGUUGGUUGUCCUGAUGGGGUCUGGGAUUGUCGAGCUGAACCCGGAAUUCUGGCCGGCCAUGUGGGAAUUCGCCCGUCUCGCACUGCAGCUCAUUGAGUUCCACGGGAUAUGUCGGCGGUCCCUUGAUGCAGGCAAUUCAGAAUUCGACUGGAAUGGCCCCGAUAUUGAUGCCGAGUGGGAACCCCUUUAUGGGCCUAGAAUGGCUCGCGAGUUAAUUUCUUGGGCGAAGAAGAAUCUAUCGCUGGAGACUACGGCGGGCAUAGUGGCGACAUUUGUAUUCGGCACAAAUGCCAACUCGGUGUGUAUGUCGCUGUGGGCGAUGAUGGAACUGAUCGCAGAUCCGGAACUAUAUCGGGCGGUGCGAGAAGAAUGCCUGCCCGUAAGGUCAGUGGACCUGCUUACUGGAGAGUGA